Molecule: messenger RNA, 640 nt
Organism: Ambispora leptoticha
Lineage: Eukaryota; Fungi; Glomeromycota; Glomeromycetes; Archaeosporales; Ambisporaceae
Source: the annotation of a GenBank genome assembly
AUGUCCCAAAUCAAAUAUUCCACUUUCCAACCAUAUUCAUAUCAACAACCUGCAAGUUCUAUAAGUUCUAAUGUUGAAGUUGACUGUGUUAAUGACAUGUGUUUAGAUAAUGAAUCUGACGAAUGUUUAGAUAAUGAGUCUGGUGAAAAUUUAGAUAAUGAGUCUAGCGAACAUUUAAAUAAUGAGUCACAUGAAUUAGAUAAUGAGUUUGAUGAACAAUCAGAUGUUGGAUUUGACAAACAAGUAGAACUUUAUGAAGGACAAACUUUUCAAACUAUCGAAGAUGCACAUGUUGCAGUUGAGACUUUCACACAUUCAAAUGGAUUUGGAAUUAGAAAAGGCCGUGUUGAAAAAGAUCAAAGCAAUGGUCAUGAAAUUUCAAGAACGUUCCUAUGCCGUCACACUGGAAAGUCGUUAUAUGAAAAAAAAUCAUAUAAAACUGAGGAGUCAGAAUCAUGCCGAACUGAUUAUGUUCAUAUCGGCCAUACUCCUGAUCCAACCACUAUUAAAUUUAUUCCAAAAAACCAUAAACUUACCAAUAAAAUGUUGGAAGAUAUUAAAUACUAUACGAUUGUUGGAAAGCUUAAUGCAAGUUCACAAUACUGGCUUCUUUCUGGAAAGUAUAAUGUCCUAAUCCAGU